Molecule: messenger RNA, 8873 nt
Organism: Pseudopodoces humilis (Tibetan ground-tit)
Lineage: Eukaryota; Metazoa; Chordata; Aves; Passeriformes; Paridae
Molecular function (GO): protein kinase activity
Source: RefSeq, a predicted model, not a curated record
ACUGUCUGCAAGUCAGAAAUUUCCUCAGUCUGAAGAAAGAACAGACAACGACCGAUUUUCGUGUCAAUCUUUAAAACAGAGCAAGGCGUUGCGUUUAUUCGAACAAAUAUGCACGGCGUGGAGGACUUCGAGGGAUGCGGCACAGCGUCAGUUCUGGCUUGCCCCCAGAACCGUAAACCCAUCUUCACACAGGGACUGAAGUGUAGGUCUGUCUUGGAGGGGGACCCGGCAUUCUUCCUGUGCAAGCUGGUGGCAUGCCCAGCACCACACAUGGCCUGGUUCCACAACAACCGGCCCGUCCUCCAGGACUGCCGCAAGGUGAUUCGCACCGAGAGCACGGAGCACACGCACUGCGCCAGCCUGGAGCUGCGGGACGUGCGGGAGCGCGACGCGGGCAGCUACAGGGUAUUUGCCAUUAACAGUGAGGGCUCAGCCGAGUCCACUGCCUCACUGCUGGUGGCUCGCAGAGGGGAGCGGCGGGGCUCGGGUCUCGCCGGGAAGGCAGAGUGGAUGCGGCAGAGCUGGGAGUGCCUGCUGCAGCAGCGGCGGGAGGACCGGCUGCGGGUGGUGCUCCGCUGCACUGGCUCACCCUUCGACAAGGGGCAGGAGGCUGAGCCCGGGCACCUCUCACCGGCCCGGGCCAUGGUACGGACCAUCCGCUUCCAGAGCCUGCCGCUGGCUGGGCCCUGCCGCCCAGGGCUGGCGCACGGCAGGGAGCACAGGGGCACGGUGGCUAAUGCUGAGGAGCUGCUGGAUGAGGAGACUCGCUGGAAGCUGCAGAAGCUGCGGGAAGCAAAGAGGGCGGCACUGAAAAAGAAGCAGGAAUCCCUCAUGUCCGCGCCCCGGGAGGGCCCUCCUGGGAAGCCGAGCCCACUUAAGGUGGCUGCUAAAAUGGUUGGCUCCAAGCCCCUCACAGUGCAGGUAGUGAAGCAAUACUCCAGGCCCAAGGCCCUGGGGGAGAGAUGGCAGGUGCCAGGUGGGCUCCUGGAGCCCUGCCCACCCCUCUUUGUACAGCAGAUCAAGCCCCAGGAAACUGUUGAGGGGCAAAGAUGCACUUUCUCCUGCCUCUUCCAUGGCCGCCCACAGCCCACCGUCACUUGGUACAACAACGACAAGCCCGUGGGGCGCAUCCAGGGCACUGCUGUUCACACCACCGGGUGCUGCUCCACACUGACCUUCCCAUCUGUGCUCCCACAGCACGGUGGCACUGUCACCUGUGUGAUCUUCAACCCACUGGGCACGGUCAGCAGCUCAGCUGGACUCCAUGUGAGGCAGCAAAUGCCAGCCUAUAUGUACAUGAAGAAGGAAAAGGAGGAAAUGAAAGUGGAGGAGAAGAAAGAGGAGGAGAAGAUGAAGGAGGAAGAAAGGGAGAAAGAGAAGAAGGAAGAGGAGAAAGUAAAGGAGGAGGUGGAAGAAGUUGGUCUGGCCUUUGCAGCAGAGAAGGGACUGCCAAAUGCAGUUCCAGACUCAGACUUGCUGUCGUUGCCUGUGGAAAUCAAAAUCACUGCUCCCACUCCAACGCCAGAGCAAGACACGGAGAUGAAGGAGACGCCACGACUCUCUCCAGAGCGGGCUGCUUCCACCAUAAGGCACAAAUUUAAGUUUUCAUUUGAUAUGGGAAAUGAACCACCCCAAAUUGUGACAGAAGCCCCAGCAAAUAUUCAUUGCCAUGAAGGAGAGGAAGUGGUGCUGGAGUGUGCUGUGUCUGGACAGCCCCCACCAGUUGUGAGCUGGUCCUUGAACAGCCAGAGCCUGUCUCCUAGUGGGAGACUGAGGUUUGAAGAAGGCAAGAAUGGCAUAUACCGCUUACACCUUCAAGAAGUCUCUGUCACAGACGCUGGGCGGUAUUGUUGUGUGGCCACAAAUGUGGCUGGAACAGCACAGACUGCCUCUGAGCUGACAGUGCAGCCCAGGGCACCCAAGCUGUAUAGCAAGGGUGGAGGCACUGAGGAACUGCCUUCCAUGGACCAUGUUCUGCACCUCCAAGGCCUCAGCAUACUUGGGAAGAAUGAAGAGGAAAAAAUUACAUGUCCCAAGGAGGAGGAAGCUCACCUACCUUGGUCCCUGAGGUUGUCUCCACCUCCUGGUGAGCAGUUGGAAGAUUGUGAGGAAACACCUCACAUCAGGGAAAGUGAGAUGGAGGAAACAAUGGUUCUGGAUAUCAAAGAAGUUUAUGCAAGGCGAGAAAGGGGCAAUGCAGAAGAACGGGUGAGUUGUACAGAUGGUAUUUCUGAAAUGAGGCAGCACAGGGGAAAAGCUGUCUCUGAGGAACACAGCUUUGGAAUUGAUACCACUGAAUUGCACCCUACCAUAUCCAGGGAAGGAUGUGAACUGGUGGCCAAGGACUCAGGUCGCUUCUCUGAGGAGCUGGAGCCUGAAGAAGGCAAGGUGCUACCACAUACAGAUACUCUGUCCUGGGACAUCUUGAAGUCACCAUUUAUGGAAAUGCAAGGGCAAACAUGUGCCCCUGAGCAGUCUGCUCUGGCAGGGGAGUGUAAGGAUUUAUCAUUUAUGGAGGUGCAAGGGCAAACACGUGCCUCUGAGCAGUCUGCUGUGGCAGGGGAGUGGAAGGAUUUAUCAUUUACGGAAGAGCAAGAACAAACACAUGCCCCUGAGCAGUUUGCUCUGGCCAGAGAAGGUAAGGAUUUAUCAUUUAUGGAAGAGCAAGAACAAACACAUGCCCCUGAGCAGUCUGCUCUGGCAGGGGAGUGUAAGGAUUCAUUGUUUAUGGAAGAGCAAGGGCAAGCACAUGCCCCUGAGCAGUCUGCUUUGGCAGGGGAGUGUAAGGUUUCACAAUUUUUCAUUCCUGUAUCACCUGUGGUGCAAGACAGAAGUGAUGUCUGCACGGAGUGUGAUGCCCCUGCCUGGGAGGCAGUGACUCCUGAUGUGCCUCUUGUGGAAGAGCCAAGUGUGCCCCACCUGCAGGACCACAUUGCAAGCACCUCCACAAAGGAGGAGUUUGGCUUUUAUGAAUUCUAUGCAGGAGAGCAACAGGAGGAACUGGACAAGGAACAAGAGACAUCAGUUACAAUUGAACAGGACAUUAAAGCUGAUGAUAAUCUUUGUAAAGAAGAAGUGAUUGCUGAUGGUGAUGCCACACACUGGGAAAUACAAAGUGACAGGCAAAUGCUGCAAAAAAUGGAGUCUGAUGCAUGCAGGCCUUCUUUGGAUCUAAUCCCCACGCCUCCUGGCAUAGAAAACUCAGGUCAGGUUUUUACUGAGGAAACUGAAGUUCAUCUGGAAGAAGGGCAUUUCAGAGAGCAGGUGUUGCCACCUGAGCCUAACACUGAGAUAGUGUUUGAUCUGAAGAAGUUUGCAGAGUCUUUCCCAGCUGAAGAGACUGUGUACACAGAAAAGGCACAAACCUCCAUAGCACUGGAAAGUGUGGAGAUCAUCACCGGGAUCAUCUCCCCUGUGCACCAAUGUGAUGCGCAUGAGGAAGAGAUGUCUCUGAGUGAGGAGCUGCGUCACAGCUACAGGAUGCAGCAUGAGGAGGUUGAUGCCCAGGAAGAGGAACAGCCAAGAGAAAUCACAACAGCUGAUUUGCAAACUCCUAAUGGGGACCUUGGCAGUGUAAUGAUAUCUGCUGAAGAGGGACAUUCUGCUGAAGAAGUUCAGGAGUCGAAGAUGAGUGUCUGUAGAGAGGACUCACUUCAGGAAAAAAUUAAUGAAUUUCUAGUGGAGCCCACACCAGGUUUCCAAAGAGAAGUACAAGAAACACAUGUGUGGGAAAGUGGGGAACGACUGGAGACUGCAGACUCCCAGAGUGACAGCUUCAUUAUGGACUUGAAAAAAGCUGCACAUGAAAAGAAACCCCAGGCUGGGCACCAGGCUGAGAAAGAUGAUGCUCCUGGGACAGAAAAGGUCUUUGAGCCAGGGAUGAGCAGCUUCACCUGUGAGAUGGAAAACACAGAUUCCCCUGAGGAGGUGCUCAGAGACAUCCAACAGGAACCAAUCACAACCAAGGGCUUCUCUUUUGGGAAUCUCAUACUUGGGUUAGUAAUGGAUGAUCCUGUGGCACAGAAGGAGCAAAGGAAGGAGUCUUGGGACGAGAAGAGGACUCCCACUGAUGAAGCCUCUGAGAAUAGCCUGGGUGGAGAAGAAAUAUGGGAGGAUACUUCUACAGGCCCAGAGCCCAGUGCUGUUCAAAUCUCAGAGCUGGAGCCUGAUUUGUCCCUGGCCAAUUAUUUAAGAUCCACCGGGAUAUAUGAAACUCCAAGUCUCAAAGGCACAGUUCAGAAGGAGCAGCAAGAAACUAUAACUUCGCUGGAAGUGGAGGAGGUUACUUUCAGCAUGGUUUACGAUUAUUACAACAACCAUCAGGAACUUGCCCGGCCCUUCUCUCCCGAGUCAGAAAUGUCUAUAGAGCUGGAGAGUGGGAGCAGAGAGGAGUCACCUGAUUCAGACCGCUUCUACACACCUCCCUCCUCUGUGGAAAUCUUUGAAACUGCUUCAUCAGCAUCCUACCACACGCCACUCAGCUCACCUGAGCGCUACUCCACACCAUCUGAGGGCUCAGGGUACAGCACACCACCUGAGCGCUACUCCACACCGUCCGAGGGCUCAGUGUACAGCAUGGCUCCUGAGCACUACUCCACACCUUUCGAGAGUUCAAAAUGCAACACACCCUCAGAGCAAUAUUUCACACCCUUUGAGGGACCCUACUCUACAUCAGGGGACAGCACGCCACCAGAACGCUACCGGACACCCACUGGGGAGUACAUGGAUGCCCUGACCAUACUGCCCUUCUGUGAAAGGAGGCAUCAGCCUCCAGACCAGCCCCAGGCAAAUGGGUUUAUGACCCCCUGUGAAGCCCUGGAGCCGUCAGGCAGGGACAGGCCACCAGCAUUCCUCAAGGCAUUGAGCAGGAGGAGGUUGUAUGAGGGCAGCACAUUGACAUUUGUGGUUGAGGUGGUGGGUGUGCCCAAGCCAGGAGUGAAAUGGUAUCAUAAUAAGUCUCUGAUGGAGCUGGAUGAGAGAGUACAAAUAGAGAAGGAUGGGAACAAAUAUGUUCUGGAAAUCACUAAUGUCCAGAAAGCCGAUGAAGGACAGUAUCUGUGCCAUGCAGUGAACAUUGUUGGGGAAGCUAAAAGUAUUGCAGAGGUGGAAGUUUUGCCUGAAGAUGGACGGUCGCUGGCACUGCCACCCCCUGUCACCCACCAGCAUGUUAUACACUUCGACAUGGAGCAAAACACAUCUUCGAGGUCCCCUUCCCCACAGGAAAUCCUCCUGGAAGUGGAGCUCGAUGAAAAUGAAGUGAAAGAGUUUGAGAAGCAGGUCAAAAUCAUAACCAGUCCUGAGUUUAGCCCAGACAAGAAGAGCAUGGUGGUUUCCCUAGAUGUACUUCCACUUGCCUUGUUAGAACAAGCUGCAGGCUUGGCAGCAGGAGAGAAUGAGGAUGUAAAGAUUGAUUUCCAAGUAACUGAAAUGCCUCCACGCUUUGCUGUGCCCAUUACAGAUAUCAAGGUGACAGAAGGCUUGGAUGCAGUUUUUGAGUGUGUUGUAACAGGCACUCCUCUCCCAGUUGUUCAGUGGUUCAGAGGUGACACGUGUGUGACACCUGGCACAGGGAAGUAUGUUGUGAGUCAGAAGGAGGGACUUCACAGUCUGAAGGUCCAAACUGUAGGAUCUUCUGAUAGUGGCUUGUAUUGCUGUCAGGCAAUGAAUAGGCUGGGAGAAGCAACGUGCAAAGGCUCCCUUGUGGUCAUGGCUCAGCAGGAAGCAAGUGCAGUGAGCAGUGAGACAGUCGCAGGCUGUGAACCACACAGUUCCCAGAAGUGUGACUUACUUUUAAGCAAGACUGUGAGCCCAGGUGACCAGUCAGAAAUAGAGCUGGAAUUUGAGUUUGAGCCGCACAGAGAUGACUCAGAAAAAGCGAUCCAACUGCUAGCAGUGACUCGAGAAGAGCAGGAAGUGGAAGGGGAGAAGCAUGUCAACAUUAGUUUUGAUGUGUUUGCAGAGCCAUCCGAAGAGGAACGGGUUGAGUUUAGGGCAGAGGACUCGGAGAGCUGCAGUUUUGAGUUCCAGGUCACAGAAGCUCCUCCCAGAUUUGUGAGGCUUAUUUCUGACUACAGUACAUUUGUAGGUGCCUCAGUGUGCUUCCAGUGUCUCGUGAGUGGUUCUCCCCGUCCAAGUGUCUGCUGGUACAAGGAUGGGGUGUUGUUGGAAGGGGAUAGGUACUGUGCGCAGGAAGAGCAGAACGGCUUGCACAGUCUUACUAUUGAAGACCUGGUGCAAAGUGACAGUGGACAGUACAAAUGUGUAGCUACUAAUAGGGCAGGAACUGCUGAGACUUCUGCUGUGUUAACAUUAUACUAAAUUUCAUAAUUUAGUAUAAUACUAUAAUUUAUAAUACUAUAAUUUAUUUCAGAGUCUGUCUUGAAAUACUAAGUGUUUUCAUGAUGUUCACUGCAGGUAAAAAUGCAGCACUCAUUUUAGGGGCAUUGUUUUCAUCUCUUUAAAGGAUGAAAACCACUCUGUGGGCAUAUUUGUGUUUCACUUAGAUUUGCCUUCUUUGGGGAAUUUAAGUGGGAUUUAAUCUAUGCAUAGAUUUUGUGCACACUUUCUGCACUGAGGGAUAUUUCAGGCUCCUUCUAUGCUCUUUGCUCAUUCUUGUAAAGAUAUUUUAAUUGACCCUCAUUUGCGUAGGACUGAUUUUUUUGUAUCAUGUACAUAUACCUAUGUGUCUGCAACAGUGCAAUCACUAUUGUUUUUAGGCUAGGAAUCACCUGACAAUGUAGACACUACCUUUUUCUUGUAACCUAGAGGUAUGGAACACUAACGUAUGCUUGCUGUUUAGUUUGGGUAUAGUUCUGUUAAAGAAUUCCUUAAAUUGUUAUUCCCCCUUCUCACAAUGUUGUGUCAGAACAUGAUUCAAAUCCUGUUUAUGGUUUCUAUCACUGCAAAAUUCUUACAUCUAUGGGCCUCUUUCUGCUGACUCUAAUUACUAAUUAAAUAAGGAAUUAAAUGCCUUGUUUAAGUCAAUGAAAUUAUGCUGUUGCAAAGAAAAGCAGAGCAAUGGGAAGAAAAAUGAAAAAAUUGCAUUAGUAGAGACUGGACAGGAUUUUCUUCACUAUUACCAAGUAAUAAACAUGAAAGCAUAUUUUGUACUGUAUUUUUAGAAGUUAAAGGGAAGGGAGAAAGGGAGCAUAAUAAUAAAAAAUCAAUUAUGUUAGUGUAAAUUCAUUAAAAUAAUUUUGGUUGUCCCUGUAUUCCAGUGUCAUUAGUGAAAAAUGCAUAGUAGUAAAAAAGUAAGAUACUUUUAUGCGGUAUUCUUGUUUCACAUUAGAACUACAUCUCUACGUAUUCCUUUUUUAUUUCUCUUUUUAUUAUUAAGAACAUUUAAGUGUGCUAUGUAUUGAGACAACCAGAAAUAAGGGGAAUGUAUUCAGUUGUUAUGUGUAGCAUUUUCUCAGCACAGAGAAUUUUUACAUUAAUGUUUUCAAUAUGAAUAUGUAUUUUUAUAUUUAAAGUAAUGCUAAUAUUUAGGAAGAAUCAGAAGUAGCUGACAUAAUUAAAUCAGAAUUAAAUCUAUCUUACAUAAACAAUGAUAAAUUGAUUAAGAAAAUCUGUUAAACAGAGAAAAGUUAUUAAUUAAUGUUUCUCAGAAACUAAAUGACUCUCUAAUGCACAUACAAGCUUUCCAGUCACCUAUAUGUCAAGGUGAGACCUUGAGUUCAAGAUCCCUAAGCAAAAAUUAGUUUUACUUAAUUUACCUGUUAAUGAGAUUCUUCCAGUUAUUUACAAAUUGCUCUCAGUUGCCUUGCAAACAGCUUUAAGCAGAGUGGUGAUUUUAAGGAUAAAACCUAUUCCUAUAGUAUGUUCAGCUAUGUUCAUACAAUUUCUUAUUUCUGAGUUUGAUGUGUCCUCACAAUGAGACCACCGUGUCUCAAAAAAUCUGUUAUUUUCUAAGACUAUCCCAUCACUCAGCUGGGACAGUAAUUUUUGUUCAAAAUAUUCACCUUGUCCAGUUGUGUUGCCUGAUAUGAAUUCAAGGCCUGAGUAGCAAGUUCUAAUGACUCAGUACCCAGGUGAAAUGACUGAAGUGUUUAGGCUAGUGCAAACGUGUCACUUCAGUGUCUUCUCAGUCAUAACCCCUUGAUAAAUAUUUAAGAUUUAUUUGUUAAAAGGCAGUUGUGAAAGCUAAUUGUGCUUUCUGAUAGGUGAUGGUGGUAGGAAAGAGAAGCAUGACCGUCUGACCCAAUGUUGUGCUGGGAAAGAAUUACUCCAUGAUGUGUCCUUAAUCCAUUCCUUGUGUAGAUGUGUAGCACUAACUGAUUCAUUAGACAGCAGAGGUCCUUAGGGAGGUUGGCAUGAAUUGUUUGAUGUUCUAUGUCAGCUGUGACACGAGGGGUCUUUUAGUUCCAAAGUCAAAAGGGUCAGAGGCCCUUUGAUUAGGUCCUGCGCAAUUGUGAAGUGUGUUUAUUUUGCAUGUAAAUCUGAAUAUUUUUAGCAAAAAGAGGCCCAUAACUUGGUUUUGGAGCCAUAAGCCACACAGGUCCAAGUUCAUAUUCACAUCUGAAAUAUAUGGCCAAGCAUCUACCCAUGUAGUGAUGUUUGUGAUUUAUGUAAAUUUAUAAGUCUUGGUUUAAGUUUUGUACAUUAGCCAGGAGCACCUGGUUCACCUAAACUACAAUUAUUAAAUCUGGAGUAAUCCUAGGUUUGAAUGAACUUAGUCUGGAGCAACUGGUAUAGCUUGACUAUCUUUUUUCAAAAUUCUGUGUUUUCAUCAAAAAUCAAAAGCUCACAAUUUUAAUUUCAGAUUUAAUGUUGUCUUCAUUUCUAAACAAGUAUCUUAAAAAAAGAAUUAAAUAUGUCUAUUUGUCAUCAAUGUAUAUUGAAUGUUAACAUGUAUGGUUAAUUUGUGAAAUAAA